Messenger RNA from Micropterus dolomieu (smallmouth bass), 1098 nucleotides. RefSeq lists its product as uncharacterized. Lineage: Eukaryota; Metazoa; Chordata; Actinopteri; Centrarchiformes; Centrarchidae. The transcript has 6 exons. Bases 28 to 1098 code for a protein of 356 amino acids. The record is from RefSeq and is a predicted model, not a curated record.
UUGCUCCAGAGGCGUGCGACCUCUGACAUGUAUAGCAAUUGUUUCGUUGCUUUCUGCAAUUGGUGUUUCCCUCUGCUAUUCCCUGUUGUCCCCACCUUCCAUCCCCCUUCUCUUGCAGGUGUGGGAGAAAGGCAAAUAUGUAAAGGUAGAGAGACAGAAGGAGAGGCUGUCUUUGGAGGUAGAUGUGUUGGUGUUGGUAUUCAACUGUCUUUGUGUGGAGAGACUAACACAUGCAUUAUGUCGCUGUCUCUGCUGCUGCUGCUGCUGCUGCUGGUCUGCAGCACCCAGGCUUCUCAUUAUUAUGGAUCAGUAAUGAGUUACUACCCAAAAACCACUAAUGCAGAUGGAUCCAUAACGGUGGACCUUCACUAUAAUUUGAACAUCCACUGUGGCAGUGUCUUUACCGUGUUGACCUGCUCCAGCAAUAAUUGUGGGACUGCAGUGGUACACAGUGUCAGUAAGGAGAGCGACAUACUUACGUGGUGUCAGAAUGAGGGACUUGUGACUCUCCAGGUUCCUCCCAACGCUCCCUUUCAGCUGUUGUUAAGCGGUGGUGCCUGGAUAAAUUUCAUCAGAAAUAGCAUCGGAUCAGUGAAAGCUGUGACUCUGGUGGAGCCAAGGAACCGGUCAGACACCAGCCAGGCCAACAGAUCACCCCAGACCAACAUACUGGCACUAGUGAGAGUUCCUUCAAACUGUCCUAGAGACUUCAACCUGUUGAUGUUUGACCCUGACGGAGACCAAGUUAAAUGCAGAUACGCAAACUCAACACUAUCAGAGUGUGACCAAUGCACACCGCCAUCUGUUCUCAACCUCUCAACACCGUCAACCAGCACCCAUCAACAGCCUGCAAAGCGCCCCGAUUAUGAGGACAUUGAUGAGGAGUGGCUGCGGGAACAGAGGACGCAGUCUGCAGUCCUUGAGAAUAGCACAUUGCGUAUUGUACAGGAGAUGCAAGCGGUCUCCUCUCAAGCUCGAGCCAUUGCAGCUCACACCAGGCAACUCGUCAGCGCUGUGACUGCUCUGAGCAUGUCCAUAAAUGCUCUGGCUAGAGGUGUCGAAGAAGGGCUAGGCUGUGGUGAGGUCACUGAAUCCUAG